Messenger RNA from Carcharodon carcharias (great white shark), 2895 nucleotides. RefSeq lists its product as uncharacterized. Gene Ontology annotation, biological process: regulation of gene expression. NCBI's taxonomy places the organism in Eukaryota, Metazoa, Chordata, Chondrichthyes, Lamniformes, Lamnidae. Gene Ontology annotation, cellular component: nucleus. The transcript has 15 exons. Bases 353 to 1621 code for a protein of 422 amino acids. The record is from RefSeq and is a predicted model, not a curated record.
GGCGCCGUGACGGCCUAUAGCGGCAGCAGCAGCAGCAGCGCGGGCGGGGACUCGGCCACUUUCAUCGAGAGUGUGCCGGUCACAGUCUCGCUGGAGAAUCUGGAUGGUCAGCACAGGGAGGCACAUUGGCCAAGGAUGAGAGAUACAGUUUGGAAAUUGUGUUGACUUCGUAGACGGUAUACAAUCACACAAGGCUUCAAACCAAGAAGUGCUUGAGCGAUCCUCGUGCUGCAAUGUAAUGGAGCUAAAAUGUGGCCAGUGGUUUUUAACCUCUUCAAAGAAAGGACAUCAAAAAGUAUAAAAGAAACCUUGCAUAAACAUUUUUUAAAGAAUUGAUCGAGAACAUUUUUCCAUGUCUGCCAUCUUGAGUUUUACUCUGAUAAUAGUGUGUGUGACUACAGAUGCUAAUGGAGGUACAUUGUCUUAUGUUGGCCAGCUGAAUUCGGAUGCGAAUUUGGAACUGCAGGCUGCAGUGUCUCCACAGCCUUUGCUGCAGCGAGAUAGUGUGAGUGCUAUUUCAACUGGCAAUCCGCUGCUUCAGAUUCAUCCUUUGGAUGCAGGGUCACAACGUCUGCAAAGUGUUAUUCUGGAGGGACAAGGAGAAGGCAGCAGUGGUACAAAGGAAGUGGAGAAUGAUGAACCAAAGAAAAGAAAAGGCGGUUGGCCCAAAGGCAAGAAAAGAAAACCUCCAAAAGAUUUUACUGCACCAAGGGCUCCGACUACAGGGUAUGUGUUAUUCCUGAAUGAACAGAGAGCCAAGCUGAAAAUUGAACACCCGGAUCUUCCUUUUACAGAGAUUACAAAGUUACUGGGCACUCAGUGGUCCCAACUCCCUCAGGAGGGCAAACAGAAGUAUAUUGAUGAAGCAGAAAAAGACAAGCGGCGAUAUAUUGAGGAGCUGAAAGCAUAUCAAAAUUCAGAGGCUUAUCAAGCUUUCCUAAAAAGAAGAGCAAUGAACAAAGUAAAAAACCUAUGUGGUGUGGAGUCUCUGGAUGCUGAAUUCGAAAGUGAAGCAAUUUCACUGUCAGAAAUUGGCGGUGAAGAUAACAAUGGCCUGUACUGCAAAACAUGUAAUCAGUACUUUAGCUCAUUACAUAACAAGAAGGAACAUCUUUUUGGAAGGCAGCAUCUACAGAAUUUGACAGGAGAUUUUGAGAAAGAGGCAGCUGAGCUUUCUAAACAAGAGCAGCAGCAGGGUGAUGAAGACUCGGCGGAUGAUGCUGACAGUGCAGAGCUGUCCCACUUAUGUGGCCUGACCUCAAAGCAUAACUAUACAUCACUUAAUCUAAGUUUCCUGGAAGAAUAUAUUUUCAAGCAGGUAAAAUUCUGUUUUGUUUAUAUCCUAGUAAGAGAGUUGGAACUUGGUGAACUUGCAAAAUCUUUGGAGCAUUCACAAGAUGAGCACGAAAAUUUAAACAAACAGUUGGAAGGAUUGAAGAAUCAGAAGGUAAAGUUGGAAACCGAUCUUGCAAACUUGAAAGCCUAUGGAGUAUCAUUGGAUGCACAACUGGAAAGUUUAAAAAUGAUUCCAAUGCUCUUUCAGUUCCACAUUCAAAUAAUGGAUAAUGGAAAUUGCAUUCGACAGAAACAGUUCCUGUCUCUGGAUACACUCAUGAAGUAAAGAAACACUCCAAAUUGCAGAAGAAACACUCCAAAUUGCAGAAGCCUUUUGUUAACAGUACUGUAUAUGAAGAAUAGACAUUGAAGGAUGAAGAAUAGAAAAGAUUCUGAAGAAGCACCUCAGGUCAGAUGUGAAUGCUGAAUUUCACAGGGUUUCUACCUGUUUCUAGAGAUUUUGUCUGUUGAAGUUGACUUUUAUGAAUUUUUUUGAAAUGCAAUGAUUUUUGCUGUUCAAUAUGUUCUAACUGUGCUCUAUUCGGUUAUAAAAGCAUGUAGCAAAUAGUCUGUUUUUACUAUAUACUACAUACUAUGUCGACCAUGUGGUGAAGUUACUUUACAAAUACACAUUACUGAUUAGAAUUGUCAAACAGGCCAUCUUCACAGGCUAAAGUGUGACUGGUUUGAUCAUUAUAUGGGGCAAUUCACAAGACAUUUCAAGUCCAGUAGUGAAAUAUGUUUGCCACGGUCAUGUAAUACCUAAGCGUAGUGUAAGUGAAUGUUUUUCCUCUUUUUCCCCUACUGUCUUUUCUUUUGGACAGAACACUACAGUUUUGUGGUUAAAACAAAUUCUCCUCCGUUUUGCAUGCACCAAGUGGCACAGCAUUUUUUUUUUUUUACAUACAAUUACAGUAAGAAAUAUCUUUUACAACACAUGUAAGGGAAAGUGGUCUCCAUUUGUGGUUUUUCUACAAAUUGUGAACUGUGGUUUGCCUUCCGUUUAAAAAUAAUUAUGUACUUUAUUGGAAAACUACUUUGCCUAGUUUUUUGAAAUUGCAGCAAAUGUAAUUUUCACAGUAGUACUUGUGUUAUUUGCUGCCAGCUACUCAAAGCAUUAUCAAAUGUUUUGUACAAAAUGUACAUGUGUAUCAUACUAGUUUUUUUAAAUGUAAAUUGGCUAGUGAUUUUUAAAGCAUAUAUUGUGCUGAACUACAUCAUUUCCAAUUGGUGAUGAACAUUAUAUUGAGCACUGUUAUUCUUGGUGCCAACCUAGAAGGCAAGAUUUCUAGUAAAUGGCCAUUGUCUUAUUCAUUCAUCAGUUGGUGCUAUGGUAGUGAGACUUCUUAAUUGCACUUUCAUAUAUGAAUCAUAUUGUAGAAUGUGUAUUUUUAAAUGAUGCUUAAGAAAACUAUGAGCCUGUUUUAUAGAUAUAAAAAAAAGUAUGUUUUGGCGUUUUAAAUGUUUACUAAAUCAUUGAGAACACAAAGUGUUUUCCAUAUAGUAUUGCUACAUUUGGACAAAUAAAGUACUGUAUAUUUAUUUUUAUUGUGAAAGUAC